Culex quinquefasciatus (southern house mosquito) is the source of this 1187-nucleotide messenger RNA. RefSeq lists its product as uncharacterized. The transcript is spliced from 2 exons. The record is from RefSeq and is a predicted model, not a curated record. NCBI's taxonomy places the organism in Eukaryota, Metazoa, Arthropoda, Insecta, Diptera, Culicidae. Bases 218 to 1081 code for a protein of 287 amino acids.
UAUAAGAAAGAUACAAAAAACCAGAAACUGUGUUUUUCAGUCUAGUCAAUCCAUUUCUGGUAUUUUUUUCAGCCGUAAAAAAACAAAGGUGCUUCUUAUUCUUUUGUGGCUUAUUAAAUGAAAAAAAUGUAUUGAGAAAAAACUAACGGUACGUGGCGGUUCAUGUGUAAUUCCAGUAUCAACCUAUUUUGUGGGAAUUUUUACUCUAUGCAGAGUGAUGGCCCAGCACAAUUUUACGAAACGUUCAACGCACGUUCAAACCGAGCUUCCCUUCACGGUAAUCCAUCUCGAACAUACGCCCGCAAUUCAAGACAACCCACUGUUCCAGGCAAUCGAACUUGGAAGCACUGUUUUCGUUGUUGAUGAAGACGCUGCCCUAAGUUUUCUCGACAAGUUUAUUCCGUUUCAUGACUAUGCAAUGUUUAGAAAUCCUGGAAAAUGUCUUAUAAUUACGAUUAACUCUGUCGGUGCUGAAGCUAGUGAUCUACUGGAGAAAAUAAAAUUGCAUCCAACAAUUCUUGAGAUUGCGAAUUUGCUAAUCGUCGUCCCGAAUGGUAAAGUGUUUGAAUUAAUUACACAUCGUUGGGUUGGGGAUCCCCCGGAGGCAUUGGAGUUGCUACAUUUGGAUACCUAUCAACCGGACAGUGGCACAUUCGUUGAUGGCAAUGACCUGUUUCCGGACAAGAUGAACAAUCUGAUGGGUAAGACAAUCCGGCUUGCGGCAUUCUAUCUGCUCCCUUGGAUCAUGAUGCGUCAAAAAGAUGAUGGAGUCGUACGGUAUCUGAAUCAAUCGUACACUAUAGAUGGGAUCGACGGGUACAUGCUGGUACAGUUUUGUAUACGAUUCAACUGCACUUGGGAUUUAUCAGUUGAUCAAUACUGGCAGUAUGGACAAGUGUUUGAGAAUCGGACCGGAAAUGGAAUGACCGGGGCCUUGGUCGCACGAAAGGUAGAUUUUGCCCUAGCAGCAAUGGGUAGCUGGUUUCAACUAUUCAAAUACUUCAGCUUCUCGAUUUCCAUUCAGUGGAUCGGGAUUACCACUCUGACUCCAAAACCCAAGUAUGUGCUUAACGUUAGUUAAAGGAAAGGAUCAGUUACAGUGAUUCCAUUGCAGAUUGAUACCGGCCUGGAAGAUUAUAUUUCUGAUGUUCUCCGGACCAGUGUGGACUUUGGUAAUAGUGACAUAC